ACACACGGCUAUCUGAAAGUGUUGUGAUUGAGUGGAUGGACUUCAUUUCCAAGUAUUGGGUUUGUGUUGUUGUUGUUAUUCAGGUGUGCAGCACAGAGUCGGGCAGAGAGAGAACUGAACUGGACAGUUUGGCUGGAGAGGGAGCCAGAGACCAAGUGAACACAACAAUGACUCCUGCUGUGUCAAAGAGAGAGUGGUUGGAGCAGCAGAGAGCCCAGUUGAAGGUCUACAGGCGUGGAGGCAGCCUGCGGAACAAACCCAGAAUCAGUUACAUUGAGGAGGAGGAACCCAAAGAUGAAGACUACUUCUUCUGUGAGGAUUGUGAAGAUUUCUUCAUUGAGGAGUGCUGGAUCCACGGCCCCCCCAUCUUCAUCCCUGACACCCCGGCACCAGUGGGGGUCCCAGACCGAGCCAGACUCACGCUGCCCCCUGGACUGCAGGUCAACAAGUCCCACAUCCCCAACGCAGGACUGGGGGUCUUCAACCGGGGCCAGGAGAUAGCCAGAGGAACUCACUUUGGACCCUACGAGGGACAAGUCAUGGACAAGGAGCAGGCCAUAGAGAGCGGAUACUCAUGGGUGAUUUACAAGAGCCGCCAUUCAGAUGAGUACGUAGAUGCGAAGAAGGAAACUCAUUCCAAUUGGAUGAGGUAUGUGAAUUGCGCUCGUAACGGUGAGGAGCAGAAUCUGGUGGCGUUUCAGUACAGAGGAGGGAUUGUGUAUCGCUGCUGUCGGCCCAUUAUUGCUGGAGAAGAGCUGCUGGUCUGGUAUGGAGACGACUACGCCAAAGAGCUGGGCAUCUCAUUCGACUACCUCUGGGAUGUCAAGAGCAGCGCUAAAGAGGUAUCUGUGGCAUCUCAGGUGUUCUCCUGUUCUCUGUGUCCGUUCUCCUACACGGCUCAAAUCUACCUGCACAAGCACAUCAAGAGAAGUCACCCAGACGAGUAUGUGCGUCUGCUGAGGUCUGGAGAGAUCAGAUCAGAGACUUUCAUACCUUCCGGAGGCAGAAACCAACACACACAGCAAACCACAACUGGGGCGUCCAGACCAGUCACACAGCCGUCUUCAGAACAGCAAGGAGCACAUGAGCAGAGACGACAGCAGAACACUCACACAGGAGAGAAGAAACACCACUGCACUCAGUGUGGCAAGAGUUUCAAUAGAGAGGCACAUCUAAAAGUACACCAGCGCAUUCACACAGGAGAGACGCCGCAUCACUGCACUCAGUGUGGCAAGAGUUUCAAUAGAAAGGACAAUUUAAAAUCACACCAGCGCACUCACACUGGAGAGAGGCCGUUUCACUGCACUCAGUGUGGCAAGAGUUUCACUACAGGGGGAUCUUUAACACAACACCAGCGCACUCACACAGGAGAGAAGAAACACCACUGCACUCAGUGUGGCAAGAGUUUCACUACAGUGGGACAUUUAAAAACACACCAGCGCACUCACACAGGAGAGAGGCCGUAUCACUGCACUCAGUGUGGCAAGAGUUUCACCACAAAGGGGGAUUUAAAAGUACACCAGCGCACUCACACAGGAGAGAGGCCGUAUCACUGCACUCAGUGUGGCAAGAGUUUCGGUACAGGGGUAUGUUUAAAACGACACCAGCGCACUCACACAGGAGAGAGGCCGUAUCACUGCACUCAGUGUGGCAAGAGUUUCACUCAAGAGGCACAUUUAAUACAACACCAGCGCACUCACACAGGAGAGAGGCCGUAUCACUGCACUCAGUGUGGCAAGAGUUUCACUACAGGGGGACAUUUAAUACAACACCAGCGCACUCACACAGGAGAGAGGCCGCAUCACUGCACUCAGUGUGGCAAGAGUUUCACCACAGAGGGGUGUUUAAAACGACACCAGCGCACUCACACAGGAGAGAGGCCGUAUCACUGCAGUCAGUGUAGCGAGACUUUCACUCAGUCUGGUAGUUUAAAGACACACAAGUGUUCUCACAGUAAAGAGCCCUAAUAAGUCUCCUGCUGAAUAAAGACCUUGAUGUUGCUUCCACCAGGGCAGGAAUGCCAAUAAACAAGACUGCCAUUCAAAUAUUCACCAACCCGGAACUCAUUUUUAACUGACCAUUUUAACUGACUUUGGUAACUGGCUCUUUUGUUGAGCGUUUAAUAGAUGUUUAUUAAUAUUGUGAUUUGAUGUAUGUGAGAGUGUGUCAGAGUAAUUGAUUUGUAAUAUUAUGAUUUGAUGUAUGUGUGAGUUUAAGAGUAAUUGUGAAGAAUGUGUUUAAGUUUUUACUUGGUGAUGGUGUAAAAUGAUCUAAUUGAAAACCACAAUAGUCAACAGUUAACACCAAAUAAGAGUAAAGAUGACUUACUUAAUUACACACACUAAAUGAAAAGUGAAAUUGACUUGUAAAGUAGAUUUUGUCACAUUGGUGACUUAAAUAUCUAUUUGUGUAAGUGAAUAGACCAAAUAGAAUUGAAUAAAACGUGGAGUAGUGUAUGAA
This is a messenger RNA of Engraulis encrasicolus (European anchovy), 2460 nucleotides long. Its product is annotated as histone-lysine N-methyltransferase PRDM9-like. Bases 36 to 1967 code for a protein of 643 amino acids. The record is from RefSeq and is a predicted model, not a curated record. Gene Ontology annotation, molecular function: RNA polymerase II cis-regulatory region sequence-specific DNA binding; DNA-binding transcription factor activity; histone methyltransferase activity. The transcript has 6 exons. Gene Ontology annotation, biological process: regulation of transcription by RNA polymerase II. NCBI's taxonomy places the organism in Eukaryota, Metazoa, Chordata, Actinopteri, Clupeiformes, Engraulidae.